Molecule: messenger RNA, 1415 nt
Organism: Pipra filicauda (Wire-tailed manakin)
Lineage: Eukaryota; Metazoa; Chordata; Aves; Passeriformes; Pipridae
Product: follicle-stimulating hormone receptor
Exons: 10
Biological process (GO): follicle-stimulating hormone signaling pathway; male gonad development
Cellular component (GO): membrane
Molecular function (GO): follicle-stimulating hormone receptor activity; G protein-coupled receptor activity
Source: RefSeq, a predicted model, not a curated record
GAGAUUUGUCCUCACCAAGAUGAGAGUCGUUCCAAAAGGAGCUUUUGCAGGACUUCUUGACCUAGAGAAAAUAGAGAUCUCACAGAAUGAUGCCUUGGAGGUCAUAGAAGCAAAUGCGUUUUCCAACCUUCCCAAACUACAUGAAAUAAGAAUUGAGAAAGCCAACAACCUUGUGUACAUUGAUGCAGACGCCUUCCAACACCUUCCAAGCCUCAGAUAUUUGUUAAUAUCAAAUACUGGCCUUCGGUUUUUACCUGCUGUCCAUAAGGUUCAGUCUUUCCAGAAAGUUUUGCUAGAUAUUCAAGACAAUAUCAAUAUACGAGUAAUUGAAAGAAACUCAUUCAUGGGCCUGAGUUCUGAAAGCGUGAUUCUAUGGCUAAAUAAAAAUGGAAUUCGGGAAAUUGAGAAUCAUGCAUUUAACGGAACAUAUCUGGAUGAGCUAAAUCUAAGUGAUAAUCACAACCUAGAAAAAUUGCCAAAUGAGGUCUUCCAGGGAGCCAAUGGACCUGUUGUUUUGGAUAUUUCAAGCACGAAAAUCAGUUUCCUGCCAAGUCAUGGAUUAGAACACAUUAAGAAGCUAAGAGCAAGAUCUACAUACAAUUUAAAAAAGCUUCCUGAUCUAAGCAAAUUUAGAUCUUUGAUUGAAGCAAACUUCACAUAUCCUAGCCAUUGCUGUGCAUUUACAAACUGGAAAAGACAAAACACCGAAUUACAUCCGAUAUGUAUCAUGUCUCAGGCCAAGAAAGACCUUAAGGAGCAGCCUGGCGAAAAGCUACAGAUACAAUCUGCAUCUGAAGAUUAUAUUUCAAGCUAUGGCAUAGGAUUUGAUCCAGCAGAGCAUGACUUUGACUACGGUUUAUGCAACGAAGUAGUUAACGUAGCUUGCUCACCAAAACCUGAUGCUUUCAAUCCAUGUGAAGAUAUCAUGGGAUACAACAUUCUAAGAGUCCUGAUAUGGUUUAUCAGCAUUUUAGCUGUCACUGGGAACAUUGUUGUUCUCAUUAUUUUAAUAAGCAGCCAAUACAAGCUCACUGUACCUCGCUUCCUGAUGUGCAAUCUUGCAUUUGCAGACCUGUGCAUAGGCAUCUAUCUGUUGUUUAUUGCAUCUGUGGAUAUCCAGACCAAAAGCCAGUAUUACAACUACGCCAUAGACUGGCAAACUGGGGCAGGAUGCAAUACUGCAGGAUUUUUCACUGUGUUUGCGAGUGAACUCUCUGUCUACACACUGACUGUGAUCACCCUGGAGAGGUGGCACACCAUCACCUAUGCCAUGCAGCUGCACCGCAAGGUUCGAUUGCGUCACGCUGUGAUUAUAAUGGUUUUUGGCUGGCUGUUUGCUUUCACAGUAGCACUUCUUCCCAUAUUUGGAGUCAGCAGCUACAUGAAGUGACACCAAGAUUGCCAAACGCAUGGCC